Molecule: messenger RNA, 1712 nt
Organism: Scaptodrosophila lebanonensis
Lineage: Eukaryota; Metazoa; Arthropoda; Insecta; Diptera; Drosophilidae
Exons: 3
Coding region: 101-1486 (461 amino acids)
Source: RefSeq, a predicted model, not a curated record
AUUUUAUCGGUAUAGUCGGUUUUAUAAAAAGUUUUUACACCAUUUGCUUUUAGCCUAUAGCGUAAAAUAAACUAAAAGUAAAGCUUUCAAAGCCGCAAGCAUGUCAUGGAUGCAAGUUGGCAGCCGAGCAUUCUUUGCUGGCAGCAGCAACACUCAGCGAGGACGUGACGAGACCGCAGGAUCUAAGCCUGCCGUAAGUGGCGCGCGCCGCCAACACACCACUGCAACGAUCGGCAGCGGCAACGGAUCUCAGAUCCGCAAUGAUUUGGCCGGUCAACGAGGCGGACAGCCGUCAAGGAUACAGCCACCAAAAAUUCAGACGCACAAUGUGCACCAGCAAAACGUUCCGCAGCCAAUAGCACCAAAGUCAGUGGUGAAGCAGCAGCAAAGCCAAUUAAAGCCCGAAGAUUUGAAUGAGCGAGACUGCAUGGUGCUGUCGAAUCCCACCGUAAAUGAUCUUAUGAAGAUCAUUCACAAUGCGUCCACCACACGUGACUUGAAACGGGUAAUCAUACUGGGUGGCACGACGGCCACGAACACGCAACAUGCAGAGUCUCCAGAGCCACAGAAAGAGGUUCCACUACAAAAUACUCUUACGAGGGAAGAGUUCGACCGAAUCGACACCGAUCGGAUUGCCAUUUCCCGCAAGCACAAACAGCAUCAGCAAAUGGCCAAGUGUAGGUGUCAGAAGACCACGCAUCGCUGUCGCAUAAUAGACAAGCCGCGCUUGCGUCGCGUUUUCUUGCGCGGGUAUCCAAUAUUUUACAACAUGCAGCCCCACUCGUCUGAGAUCACUCUCAAUGGAACCAUUGGUGAUGCAGUCGACUACUUGCUACCGCUCGAAGUCAGCAAUGAGGCGACACAGCUGUUGAUGAUGUCGCCUGAAGGUGUGCCCAAGCUGGUACUCGACAGCAAGGCAACGAAGAAGCUAUUGGAUAAGGAGAAGGCAGAAGCAGAGCCCGUUGCUCUGCCCCGAGUGCUAGAUGGCGGCCUCGAGCACCAGAUGGCCAUGCUUAAUGCACUCUAUGAUCGUAGUCCGUUGUUGUCACGUUCUGGCAGUUCGCACUCGUUUACUCACGAGGAUAUCAGUAGCUAUCUAAAGGAGGCCAAAAAAGUGCCUCUGCCGGAGACGUCCGAUUCUCUUGAAGAAGAUGAAACCUCCAAAAAAGUGUGCGCCCACUUGAAUGCUGCCCGGGGAUGUGGCAUCUGUAGCUGCGAAAUGUGCACCAAUGCCGCAAUGGCUUUGAGCGUCAGCUCGGCCAAGCGAAUGGUUGAUGAAGCUGUGCGGGCUGCGGUCCAGCCAGCUCCUCCUCAAGCUCCUCCCGCAGCACCCGCUCCUUCGGCGGCUUCUGUCGCAUCAGCCAAACCCGUUAAGUCAACCAUCGCACCAUCGCCUAGUGCGGAACCGAAAAACACACGGUCCCACUAUAUUAUCAACUUGGCACACAUGCUCCUGGUCAUCGCCUGCCUGCGUGGCAUCAUUUAGAGAAGCCCCGACUAUACAUGUGGCAUACAUUCCGAUCACAUGUAUGUUUACAUUCAUAUCCAUCAAAAUCUUUCGGCCGCUGCAUAAAGACACAUUUCUGCAUAACAUGUGUGUCGAAAUUGCUUUAAAAAAUUGUUCUAGAGUAUUAUUGGCGAUUGCUAUAUCCGUACACGUAUAGGUACACAUUUAUGUCGUUGCACACAAUUUGUAUAAUAAACAAACAAAA